Messenger RNA from Cryptomeria japonica (Japanese cedar), 1923 nucleotides. RefSeq names its product leucine-rich repeat receptor-like serine/threonine-protein kinase RGI4. The record is from RefSeq and is a predicted model, not a curated record. The coding region runs from base 1 to 1923 and encodes 640 amino acids. Gene Ontology annotation, molecular function: receptor serine/threonine kinase binding. The transcript has 2 exons. NCBI's taxonomy places the organism in Eukaryota, Viridiplantae, Streptophyta, Pinopsida, Cupressales, Cupressaceae.
AUGAGAAGUAAUAUAGCUCGAGUUAAUAGGAUUUACAAGAAGAAAAAAGCAAUCGUAAUAGCAGGUGGGUCAAUUCUGCUUUCAGAAAUGAAUAAUUUGGAAGAGUCCAAGCCCGCGAAUUGUAAAGGUCAGUUCAUUCUCUUACUCAUCUUCACUACUUUCAUCAGUGUUACAUUUUCCUCCAAUGAGUUGCAAUAUCAGAAUCAGAUUGAUGAAAAAGCUUUGCUUGAAUUAAAAAAGUCUGUAAAAAUGGAUCCAAGUCUUUCUUUGUCCAACUGGGUAAAUUCAAACAAUAUUUGUAACUGGACCGGAAUAACUUGCAGUCGCAAUCGAAGAGUUGUGAGUGUGGUUCUCAAGUACAAGGGAUUGUCUGGUACCAUACCCCCUCAUAUAGGCAACAUGUCCUUCCUUACGAUGCUUGACCUCUCUCAUAAUCGUUUCUCUGCCCUCAUUCCCAGAGAGCUUGGUAAACUACAAAAGCUGCAGUUCAUUAAGCUCUACGAAAAUAGCUUGCAAGAACUCCGAUUAGACAAUAAUUUGUUGAGCGGAAGCAUUCCACUAGAGUUGUGUUCCUUGGACAAAUUGAAGAAACUCAACAUCUCUGUCAAUAAAUUGAGUGGAAUCAUUCCUCAAGGCUUGGCAAAUUGCACUGCGCUUAAAACUUUAAAUCUUGAGCAUAAUUUUUUAAGAGGCACUAUCCCCAGGUCGUUGAGUAACUGCACAAAAUUGCGUGUCUUAUCUCUGUCCAGUAAUGCACUUGAAGGACCAAUUCCAUCUGAGAUAUUAACAACAUUGAUCAGAUUAGAAAAUUUGUAUCUUGAUUCCAACAAACUCAAUGGUAGUAUCUCCAUGGAGAUUGGUAAAUUAUGGAGAAUGAGGGAGAUCAUCUUUUAUAACAAUAGUCUUACAGGUAGCAUUCCCAUGGCCCUGGCGAACUGUUCGUCUCUGGAGACGCUGGAUUUCUCUUACAAUUCCUUGUAUGGCAUCGUUCCAGCAGAAUUGAGUUUUCUUACCCAAUUGCAAAAACUCUGGUUCAGUAAGAAUAGCCUUGGAGGAUCGAUUUAUUUUCUCAUGAAUUAUACUGAAUUGGAGAUAAUGGGGCUAGGGGGCAAUAAGUUCGAAGGUGAAAUUCCAGAGGUAAUAGGCGAUAAGUUACCCAAACUACAGCAGAUGGAAUUGCUUUAUAAUGAGUUAAGCGGCAGCAUCCCAAAAUCUCUAGGCAAUUGUUCUACGCUCAAUUUUAUUUCAAUAAGCUAUAACAAGUUGAGCGGAGCAAUACCCCGAGAAUUGAGGAUGCUUACUCGUCUACAAACAUUUGGUAUUGGUGAUAACAACUUUGAGGGACAAAUUUUUCCUAAUCUGUUAAACUGUACAGAAUUGCAGAGGCUUGUACUGAAAGAAAAUAGGUUCGUGGGCGCCAUUCCUGAAGAUAUUGGCCUGAUGCUCCCCGACUUAGAAAUUUUUGCUGUGGGAGCUAAUCAAUUUCGUGGGGGUAUCCCAAAGUCUAUGGGAAAUUGUUCUCAGCUCUGGAUGCUUGAUCUCUCUUGGAAUCUGCUAAGUGGUGUGGUGCCUCGAGAAUUGGGAAAGCUAACUGUUCUGCAGAUACUGAACCUUGAGUUGAUUAACCUGUCAAAUGCACACUGUUGUAUAAUGUGUGUGUUAGAUGUACUUUCUAACUGCUCCAUUCUUGAAAAGUUGAUUCUAUCGGGAAAUGAUUUAAGUGGCACUUUGUCAAGGGGCAUAGGAAACCUCUCUCCCAGGCUAUCGAAGCUGUAUUUGGAUGGCAACAACAUCACUGGCAACAUACCAGAAGAGAUUGGUAACCUUACUGAGUUGACCGCAUUAUCACUUAGAAAUAACAGAGUAAUUGGGCAGGUUCCGAGUGCAUUAGGCCUUCUGAAGAAUCUACAGUCGUUGGACUGA